This is a messenger RNA of Aspergillus versicolor CBS 583.65, 1362 nucleotides long. Its product is annotated as FAD-dependent oxidoreductase. The transcript is spliced from 4 exons. Gene Ontology annotation, biological process: secondary metabolite biosynthetic process. Gene Ontology annotation, molecular function: FAD binding; monooxygenase activity. Bases 1 to 1362 code for a protein of 453 amino acids. The record is from RefSeq and is a predicted model, not a curated record. NCBI's taxonomy places the organism in Eukaryota, Fungi, Ascomycota, Eurotiomycetes, Eurotiales, Aspergillaceae.
AUGGAACGAAACACUGAUACCGGGAUCUCGGUCCUAGUUGUCGGCGGUGGCAUUGCUGGCCUAACGUUUGCCAUUGAGGCCCACCGCAAAGGCCAUACCGUUCAGGUCAUCGAACGGCGAUUUGAAGGGGAGACUUCUGGAGAGGUGAUCGUAAUCACCACCCCAGCCCUACAGACACCAAAGAAAUGGCCAGGCUUCAUGGAGCGGGCAAGGCAAGAAGCCUUUCCACCCGUAUAUAACAUGCGCAAGUUUGACGGGACUCCAAUUGCCGACUUCACCGCGGGCGAUCCCAGCGAUCCUUCUCUGGCUAUAUAUCGCGCAAAGCUGCAUGCGGUGCUAUUCGAGUAUGCCAAGAAUCUCGGAAUCCAGGUCGAGUUCUCAGCCACCGCAGUCGAGUAUUUCGAGAACGAUGAGCAAGGCGGUGUCGUUUUGUCCGAUGGGCGGCGCUUAACGGCGGACGUGGUUGUUGCUGCUGAUGGCGUGGGAUCGAGGUCUUGGGAGCUGGUUGCUGGGAGUCGUGACCCUCCUAUCAGCUCGGGGUUCGUGAUGUAUCGGGUUACGUUCCCUGUGGCGCCGGCGCUUGAGAAUCCGGUUAUCGCGGCUGAAUUCGCGGGGUAUAAGGAUCGUGCGUUUCUGUAUGCAGGGCCCGGGGCACAUAUCGUGAUUUGCAAGUCCGGCGAGGAUGUUUGCUGGCUUCUUACCCGCAGAGAAGACAGCAAUACUGCGGAAGAAAGCUGGACAAGCUCCACCUCAAUCAGCAAAGCCCUCGAGGCGGUCCAAGGCUGGGACGAGUUCGUCACCGAGCUGAUCAAAGCGACACCCAACCAGACCGUACUCGACUGGAAGCUGAUGUGGCGGAACCCUCAGCCCCGGUCAGCAUCGCCUGGUGGUCGAGUUGUCCAGAUUGGCGACGCCGCUCAUCCAUUCCUACCCACGUCAGCGAGUGGCGGGACUAUGGCCAUGGAGGACGCGUAUUCACUGGCUGCAUGUCUGCAGAUUGCCGGAAGAAAGGGCGUGCCUAUUGCAAGUAAGGUGCAUAAUCAUUUACGGUUCGAACGAGUCUCAUGCGCACAGAAGAUGGGGUUCAAGAACCGCGAGCUAUUCCAUAACACAGACUGGGAUGCUGUUGCGAAGAAUCCUCAGGUAUUGGGUAAAAUGGUAGGAAACUGGGUGGUGCACCAUGAUUCGGAGCAGUACGCGUAUGAAAAUUAUGCGAAAUGUGCCGAGCAUCUCCUCCACGGUGCGCCGUUUGAGAAUGCGAAUGCUGUUCCUGGCUACACGUAUAAGCCAUGGACUGCGAGGGAGCUUCUAGAUGCUGCGGACCGUGGUGAGCCUGUUGUGGAUGAUGGGGACUGGUCUUAG